Colletotrichum higginsianum IMI 349063 is the source of this 2394-nucleotide messenger RNA. Its product is annotated as phosphoribosylamine-glycine ligase. The record is from RefSeq and is a predicted model, not a curated record. Gene Ontology annotation, biological process: adenine biosynthetic process; 'de novo' IMP biosynthetic process. Gene Ontology annotation, cellular component: cytosol. The coding region runs from base 1 to 2394 and encodes 797 amino acids. The transcript has a single exon. Lineage: Eukaryota; Fungi; Ascomycota; Sordariomycetes; Glomerellales; Glomerellaceae. Gene Ontology annotation, molecular function: metal ion binding; phosphoribosylformylglycinamidine cyclo-ligase activity; ATP binding.
AUGACUUUGGCCGGCAGUGUUCGCAUUCUGCUCAUUGGCAAUGGAGGCCGAGAGCAUGCGCUCGCCUGGAAGCUUAGCCAGUCGCCUCUAGUCGAAUCCAUCUUUGCUGUCCCGGGCAAUGGAGGUACCGCAACCUGCCCCAAGACCACCAAUGUCACCGAGGUCGCCGCGGACGACUACCCGGCCCUCGUUCAGUUCGCAAAGUCCAAGUCCAUCACCCUCGUCGUUCCUGGCCCCGAGGCCCCCCUCGUCGACGGCAUCGAAGCCUACUUCCGCGCCGCAGCUAUUCCCUGCUUCGGACCCUCUAAGGAAGCUGCCCAGAUGGAGGGGAGCAAAACUUUCUCCAAGGAUUUCAUGAAGGAGUACAACAUCCCCACCGCGGCGUAUGAGAACUUCUCCGACUACGAGCAGGCUAUCGCCUACGUCGACAGUGUGUCCCAUGAUGUCGUCAUCAAGGCUACCGGCCUCGCCGCCGGCAAGGGCGUCAUUAUCCCUACUACCAAGCAGGAGGCUAAAGAUGCUCUUAAGCAGAUCAUGGUGGACAAAGCGUUUGGUUCUGCCGGCAACGAGGUUGUAAUCGAGGAGUUCCUGACUGGCGACGAGCUGAGCAUCCUUACCUUCAGCGAUGGCACACAUACUCUGUCUCUCCCCCCAGCCCAGGAUCACAAGAGAAUUGGAGACGGCGACCAAGGCCCCAACACUGGAGGCAUGGGUUGCUACGCUCCGACAACCAUUGCCACCAAGGAACUCAUUCGCAAGAUAGAAGAUGAGGUGGUUCAGCCUACCAUCAACGGCAUGCGCAAGGCGGGCUAUCCCUUCCGUGGUGUCUUGUUCACUGGCAUAAUGGUUACCAGUCAAGGCCCCAAAGUCCUCGAGUAUAACGUGAGGUUUGGCGACCCAGAGACGCAAACCGUCCUGCCCCUUCUUUCUCCUGAGACGGACCUUGCCGAGGUUAUGUUGGCCUGUACUGCUCACGAGGCCCGCCUCGACUGCGUCAAUAUCAAAAUCGCAAACAAAUACAGUGCUACUGUUGUGGUAGCCGCCGGUGGCUACCCCGGAUCCUAUGCCAAGGGUACGCCUAUGGUGAUCAGCCAGUCGACAUCCCCGGACAUCACUCUUUUCCAUGCCGGCACCAAGCUGUCGUCGGAAGGUCAGCUGCAGACGUCAGGUGGUCGUGUCAUUGCUGUCAACGCCACUGCGGAUACCCUCGAGACCGCCGUAAAGAAGGCCUAUGAGCAAGGCAUCACGCUUAUCAACUUUGACAAGAUGUACUAUCGCAAGGACAUUGCCCACCGUGCGUUUCGGUCUCGACAGGAGAAAGAGGCCUUGACGUAUGCCGGAGCUGGCGUCAGUGUUGAUGCGGGCAACGAGUUUGUCGAGCGUAUCAAGAAAGCGGUACGCGCUACCAAACAACCGGGUGCUGAUGCCGAAAUUGGAGGCUUUGGCGGCGAGAUGGACUUAGCCAAGUGCGGUCUUAAGCUGGACAACGGCGAGCUCCCUGUCGUGGUUGGCGCCAUCGACGGCGUUGGCACCAAGCUCAUGAUUGCGCAGAAGAUGGGCAAGCACGAUACCGUGGGCAUCGACUUGGUUGCUAUGAAUGUCAAUGAUCUCAUUGUCCAGGGCGCUCGACCAUUGAUGUUCUUGGAUUAUUAUGGCUGCAGCAAGCUCGACCUGAGCACCGCCGCCUCGUUUGUCGAAGGUGUUGCGGCAGGCUGCAUCGACGCUGGAUGCACCCUCGUCGGCGGCGAGACAGCUGAGAUGCCCGGCAUGUACCAAAAGGACGAUUACGAUGCGGCAGGCUGCGCGUUUGGUGUUAUGAUCAAUAGCCAGAGACUGCCGCGCCAGAGCGACAUGGAAGCUGGAGACGUGCUGCUUGGCUUGGCCUCCAGUGGCGUUCACUCGAACGGCUUCUCCUUGGUCCGCCGAAUCCUGGAACGCGAGGGUCUCGCAUACACAGACCCCGCUCCAUGGGAUGCCGGUAAGACUGUGGGCGAGAGCUUGCUCACCCCUACCAAGAUCUACGUCAAGAGUUUGCGUGGCGUCAUCGAAGCUCGCCUCGUUAAGGGUCUGGCUCACAUCACGGGAGGUGGUCUUAUCGACAACGUCCCUCGCAUGUUGCCCGAGCACCUUGCUGCCGAGAUCGACUUGACGACGUGGGAGAUGCCCGCUGUUUUCAAAUGGUUGAAGACAAGCGGCAAUGUGGAGCCGUACCAGAUGGUUCGCACUUUCAACACUGGUGUGGGAAUGGUAGCUGCAGUCGACGCAGCUCAUGCUAAUGCUGUCAUCACGGCCUUGGAGUCGGCCGGUGAGAGGGUUCUACGCCUGGGGCAGCUUGUUUCGCGUGCCAACGGUGAGCCGCACUGCAGGGUGCUUAACCUAGACAGCUGGGCUUGA